GCACAGGUGGCGCGCUGGGAUCGCGCCGCACUCGGGGGUCGCCUGCCCUGGCCGUGGGAUGGCCGGGCGGCCGUGGGACACGCCGGGCGGGACCUUGAAGGGCAAUAGCAGCGCGCUCCUCAACGCCUCUCAGCAGGUGCCCGACGGUGGUGGGGACGCGCGGCCGCGACCCUCGUGGCUGCCUGCCACGCUGGCCUUCAUCCUCAUCUUCACCAUCGUGGUGGACAUCCUGGGCAACCUCCUGGUCAUCCUGUCCGUCUAUCGGAACAAGAAGCUGAGGAACUCAGGAAACGUGUUCGUGGUGAGCCUGGCGGCGGCGGACCUGGUGGGGGCCGUCUACCCGUACCCCUUGGUGCUGGCCUCUGUGUUUCACAACGGGUGGAGCCUGGGCUACCUGCACUGCCAGGUCAGCGGUUUCCUGAUGGGCGUGAGCGUCAUCGGCUCCAUCUUCAGCAUCACCGGCAUUGCCAUUAACCGCUACUGCUACAUCUGCCACAGUCUCAGGUACGACAAGCUGUACAGCAACAAGAAUUCCCUCUGCUGCGUGUGCCUGAUAUGGACGUUGACGCUGGCGGCCAUCACGCCCAACCUGCGCGUGGGGACCCUGCGGUACGACCCGCGCAUCUACUCCUGCACCUUCGCGCAGUCCGUCUGCUCCACGUACACCAUCGCCGUGGUCGUUUUCCACUUCAUCCUCCCCAUGGUCAUUGUCAUCUUCUGCUACCUGAGAAUCUGGAUCCUGGUUCUUCAGGUCAGACGGAGGGUGAAGCCUGACCAGACGCCCAAGCUGAAACCCGAGGACUUCAGGAACUUUGUCACUAUGUUUGUGGUGUUUGUGCUUUUUGCCAUCUGCUGGGCUCCGCUGAACUUGAUUGGUCUGGCAGUGGCCUCAGACCCUGCCAGCAUGGGCCCCCGCAUCCCAGAGUGGCUGUUUGUGGGCAGUUACUAUAUGGCGUAUUUCAACAGCUGCCUCAACGCAAUUGUUUAUGGACUACUGAACCAGAAUUUCAGGAAGGAAUACGGGAGAAUUUUAGUGUCCCUGUGCACAGGCAAGAAGUUCUUUGUGGGCAGCACUAAUGAGGUAGCCAGGAGUGUCAAAUGCAAACCCUCUCCAUUAACGACCAACAAUAACCUAAUAAAGGUGAACCCCGUUUAAAGAGCAAAGCAUCUCCUUGGCUGCUGUGGCUCGGUAGGUUAGAACGUCCUCCUGCAAACCAAAAGGUCGCAGGUUUGAUACCCAGUCAGGGCACAUGCCCAAGCUGCCGUUCGGUUUCUGGUUAGGGUGUGUAUAAAGGGCAGUGGAUGGGUGUUUCUCUCUCACAUCUUUCUCACUUCCCCUCUCUCUAAAAAUCACUGAGCCUGUCCUCUGGUGAGGAUGAAAAAAGAAAAGAAAAGCAUUUCCUGGCAAGUUAUGCACCUUGUUCAAGGUCUUACUAAUGUUUAUGUUUGCUUCCCUCUUGCCAGACAUCAACAAAAACAGUGUGGUUGAAAAGAAAUUUGUGCUCUUAAGAGGUUGCCUCUACACUUUCCAAGCUAAUGUGUUAUCAGCCUUUUGAACAAGUCUCUCAUUCUUAUCAAGAGAAAUACAAAGUUUUAAGCUAUUGAAGAAUAUGGUUCAGGCAGAAAAGAGGGUCAUUUUAAGUAAAAAUGUUGAAUGUAUUUAAAUGGAAAAAGUGUGAAAACUGUUUCUAAUUGCAAAUGAGUGUCACAAAUAUAAUAAUGGCUUUUUUCUUCUACUUUUUAAAGAUUUUUAGUGGGACAACAAAUGAAGUGUUUUGUUAAUAAUGAGUAAAUGGAAAAAAUGGGGUAUAGUGGGAUGAGUGACUCAUUACACAGUGAAAAGCUGAAAAUAAACAGCCACCGCUACAAAGUUUCUGGUCGGCAGCGUUGGCAUUGGGUAGCUGUCGUCAUGAUUGUAAAUGUUUGUUGCUCUGUGUUAAAAGUUGCACAUUGAACUAGAUAAAGAGCUGAUUGUAUGGCAGAGGCCCUUUUGGUUGUUAACAACCAUAGUACUUUAAAGCAACGGCUAUCUAUAAAACUCUAUGUGACCUUAUUAGACAUUUGGCUUAUUAUUUUGUCACUGACUAUCCCUGUUCUUCACGUCACUGACUAGCUGUUUUGAAUUGAUCCUUGUUAACGUCUUCGGUCAUCUCAUCAGUUCGGUUAAAAACAACAGAGAAUCAAAGAGCUGUGUAUCUUUGGACAUAGUGCCGGGUGUGUUUUAGAUGGAAAAACUAUUUUGGGCAAGUAAUAUCUAAACCAGAAAGUUUUUCUUUUAUAGAUAUUUCAAAACAACAUUCUUUAAUCUUUAUUUUAGUAUUUGAUUGCCCUCAUAAUACUGAAAGUCUAGGAGAAUAAAUAAGCAGGUAAACUAUGGUUUUAUAAACAAUGGCCCUAGUUUACCCUAAAUAGCUAUUUGGGAUGACUACAAGACUUACUACACAGGAUGCUUUGCAGGAAAUUAGAGCAAUGUGUUCUUGUAUUUUAAAGUUCUUCAACCAAACUAUCACAUACUAGAAUGAGUUAGUGAUUUACAGCUCUAAACAAAAAACAAAAAGUGGUCUGAAUAUAUUUCUUAAUAUCUCUUUGACUAGAUAAUCAGAAUCAGAAAGUUCUAAGAUCCAUUGUUGUAAAAUGUUCCUUUGAUAAUUCUUUCUAUCAAGCAUCUGUGGGAAACACUAACUUAUGGUUUGUGAUGGGGUGUGUGUGUGUGUGUGUGUGUGUGUGUGUGUUACCCCUAAGGCUUUACCCAUCCAUUCACUUAUGUGUAAAUGUCAGAACCAACAUUAAAGUGAUAAUUUUUAACAUUCUGAUUUUGGAUAACUGAACCUUUAUAAACAUUAACCAUGCUAACUGAAUUCUUUCUGAAACAUAUGACACUUUUUCCUUGAUGCUGGGAAUGAAUUAUGAUGCUGUUAACUGGACCCCAUGACCACUCUUUAUGCAACUCCAUUUCUUAAUUUAUACAAAAAAGAAAAUUACUGAAUAGAAAGUGUGCCCUUUAAAAAAUGUCUGCCAAGUGAAGUACAGCUAUGUAAAUUUAAAGACCUGAUAUGUUUUCUUCACUAUUAUCAGAAAAUAAGCUAGUUAAAAUAUUAACAAGGAAAAAGCAACUGAUAAAGAUCAAAGUCAAAGACACGGAUUUUCUCUCAUGAAGUCUUGCAGUAGAAGAUUUGUAAGCAUUCAGGAUUUUAUCACUGGUUUCCUCACUAUAAUAUCAAUAAGGAGAAAAUCCUUAGCUAAUGCUGUGUUUCAUCUUGCAAAACUCAAAUAUUUAAUUAGUUGCACCUGAUUUUCCAGGGUAACAAUUAUUUGCAGACUAUUUGAAAAAUUAACUCCUUCAAGACUACUAGAUUACUAUUACCAAAUGACUGUUGUAUAGUACAAAUUGGUAAGCGAGUCGCAUCCCCGGAAAAAUACCUCACUAUUCAAGAAAGCAAACUCUUAUUAAACACGUUGUGUUAACCAGCUAUCAACCUCUGUUAAGACAAACUCCUUUAAAAUAUCGAAAUUACUCACUUACCAAUGUAAUCAAUUUUGCCAGCUUUCUCUGUGUCUAUCGAAAUACUAGUGUUGAUGUGAGGGUUGGCGAUGAAGAGGAAUACCAUUUUGAUCGCAAUGUUGACAAACGUUUGUAGAGUUAUGUCUGUAUAUGUGUUUGUAAAUGUUUGUAUAUUCAUAAUACAAAUUAUGAGUAUUUGUACUUGUCUGUAGCUCGUAUUUCUGGGCCCAGUAAGGAGGCUUUGUGGGGUUGAAAGCUAUGUAAUAAAAGGGGAAAAUGCCAUUUUUCAAAAGCACUCAGUGAGGGACCCUGCUAGGAAGUCUACACAAGACCCUUUGAACUGGAAUAGAGAUAGUAAAACAUCUUUUGUU
This is a messenger RNA of Artibeus jamaicensis (Jamaican fruit-eating bat), 3873 nucleotides long. It is a transcript of the gene MTNR1A, whose product is annotated as melatonin receptor 1A. The record is from RefSeq and is a predicted model, not a curated record. Gene Ontology annotation, molecular function: melatonin receptor activity. Bases 59 to 1156 code for a protein of 365 amino acids. Gene Ontology annotation, cellular component: membrane. Gene Ontology annotation, biological process: G protein-coupled receptor signaling pathway. The transcript has 2 exons. NCBI's taxonomy places the organism in Eukaryota, Metazoa, Chordata, Mammalia, Chiroptera, Phyllostomidae.